Exophiala viscosa is the source of this 1969-nucleotide messenger RNA. RefSeq names its product AAT family amino acid transporter. Lineage: Eukaryota; Fungi; Ascomycota; Eurotiomycetes; Chaetothyriales; Herpotrichiellaceae. Gene Ontology annotation, molecular function: amino acid transmembrane transporter activity. Gene Ontology annotation, biological process: amino acid transmembrane transport. The transcript has 3 exons. Gene Ontology annotation, cellular component: membrane. The record is from RefSeq and is a predicted model, not a curated record. The coding region runs from base 102 to 1799 and encodes 565 amino acids.
UCACUAUAUAGGUAGCAUCGAAUCCUGCUCCCAGCGACUUAGGACUACCACCCUACCAGCAUUCCCGAUUGCACCAUCGAAUUUCACCCUACGCAGCAACCAUGAGUGACAAAGAGAUGAAAUACGUCGACGAUGGCGUCGUCGUCGUCCGAGACGGACACAAAAGAUCCGUCGAAAUCCAACCUGGGGAAAUCUCCGAUAAUGCGGACAAGCUCCAACGGCGCCUGAACAACCGCCAAAUCCAGCUCAUUGCCAUCGGUGGUUCGAUUGGCACUGCCCUUUUCGUAAGUAUCGGUAGCGGCCUCGCCAAGGGUGGCCCCUUGAGCUUGCUUCUCGCCUAUACCAUAUACUCGGGCCUCCUGGGCCUUGUCAACAACUGCAUGGCCGAAAUGGCGACACUACAUCCAGUCUCGGGCGGCUUCAUCCGCAUGGCUGGCAAAUGGGUUGACGACGCCUUUGGUUUCAUGGCUGGAUGGAACUUCUUUUUCUAUGAAGCUCUCCUCAUCCCCUUUGAGAUCACUGCGCUGAACCUGGUCCUCUCCUACUGGAGAGACGAUAUACCUACAGCUGCUGUAUGCGCUGGUUGCAUCGUGCUUUAUGCUCUGAUCAACAUUUUAGCCGUCAGGGCUUAUGGAGAAGCCGAGUUCUGGCUCUCAGGAGGCAAAGUCAUCUUGAUUGCUAUGUUAUUCUGCUUCACGUUUGUCACAAUGGUCGGCGGCAAUCCGAAGCACGAUGCUUACGGAUUUCGUUACUGGAGAAACCCUGGUCCGAUGGCCGAACAUCACAGCACUGGCAGCCUCGGGCGAUUUGAAGGGUUUCUGGCAGCCUUGUGGUCUGCCUCCUUCACGGUUGUCGGUCCCGAAUAUAUCGCCAUGGUGGCCGCGGAAGCCAAACGCCCUCGUAUCUACAUCAAGAACGCCUUCAAGACCGUCUACUGGCGAUUCGGCAUCUUUUUCAUUGUUGGUGCGCUCUGCGUUGGUAUCGUCAUUCCCUACAAUGACCCAACUCUCGUCGACAUUCUCAGUGGCACCAAAUCUGGUAGUGGUACUGCAGCUGCCUCGCCGUAUGUGAUUGCCAUGAGCAACCUCGGUAUCAGCGUCCUACCUCAUGUCACCAACGCGCUUAUGGUUACGAGUAUCUUCUCCGCCGGCAACACUUACACCUACUGCGCCACUCGAAGCCUAUACGGCCUGGCCCUGGAAGGCCGAGCUCCCGGUUUCCUGAAGAAGUGCACCCGCAACGGCGUCCCGAUUUGGGCAUUCUGCAUCGUGAUGCUGUUUCCUCUGCUCUCAUUCCUUUCGGUGUCCAGCGGCUCGUCUCAGGUGUUGACAUGGCUGAUCAACUUGAUUACCGCUGGCGGCGUCAUCGACUACAUCGUCAUGUGCAUCACCUACAUUUGCUUCUUCAACGCCUGCAAGGCCCAGGGCGUCGACCGCAACACGUUUCCCUACACCGGAUGGUUCCAGCCUUACUGCGGAUAUAUUGGCCUGACUGCAACGACAAUCAUUGUUAUCUUUUACGGAUACUCGAGCUUCACACCAUGGGAUGUCGGCACGUUUUUCUCGUACUAUACCAUGGUCAUUGUGGCGCCUAUUCUCUUUCUUAGCUGGAAACUUAUCAAGCGGACCAAGCUUGUGCGUUCAGCCGAAGCGGACCUCGUCUGGGAGAGGCCUAUUGUCGAUGCUUACGAAGCAUCAUUCCUGUCGCCGGCCGUCGGAUUCUGGACCGAGAUGCUCCAACUGAUUGGACUCAGGCGCAGCAAGAAAGACGAUAAACGUGGCUCGGUCGCUGCUUCAUAAAACCACUAACAUUCCAUGUACAUACAUAAGAGAAGUUGGAUCACCUUCGCCCACUGGACAUAACAGGACAUAUAUCUGACAAUCCAAAUAUCCUCCUUUGAGGGAACCAUAAGAUCUUACUGCGACGGAUCUGAUCUCCGGGCCGAAGUCUGGGGUAGCCAAAUACUAAA